Molecule: messenger RNA, 3886 nt
Organism: Purpureocillium takamizusanense
Lineage: Eukaryota; Fungi; Ascomycota; Sordariomycetes; Hypocreales; Ophiocordycipitaceae
Exons: 3
Coding region: 175-3759 (1194 amino acids)
Biological process (GO): vesicle-mediated transport; endosomal vesicle fusion; autophagy
Cellular component (GO): cytoplasm; fungal-type vacuole membrane
Source: RefSeq, a predicted model, not a curated record
CUCAACUCAGCCUCGCCCGUGACAGCUCCAUCUCGAAGCCCAUCGUCGUUCGUUCAAGCCAAGAAGACGCGCUCUCUGCCUUACUUCCCGGCGCCACCUCCUACCCGUAGGAUACUCCUGCUAGCGUCUCCGCCAGCCGUGCAAGAAUGCCUCCUCGAUGAUGCCAGCGCCGCCAUGACGACCCAGGAACGAGGCGGCGCCGAGUCGCCGCAUCGGACUCUGAAACCACAUCGCGAAGACGGGCCGUACGUGCUGCGCCCUCUGCUGGACAAUGUUCCUCUGUCAGCGGACGGACCACAAGACGACAUUAAGAUCAACUGUGUGGAAUACUACGAUGGCAACCUAUACGUCGGCACGUCUGCGUCGGAGCUCCUUCACUUCGUCAAGAUCCCGCCCGACCCUUCGGACAGAUCCGCGCGAGCUAUAUUCAUCCUUGCCUCGAGACUAUCGCCCCCCUAUGUCGAGCCACCAGGGGCUGCCUCCAACACCCGGCCUGGCAUACAACAGAUCCUCCUGCUACCCAUGGUGGGCAAAGCCUGUAUCCUGUGCAACUCCACUGCAACGUUCUACUCGCUCCCUGAGUUGAGCCCCGUGUCUGGCACUGGUCAGGUCAAGAACUGCAAUUGGAUAGGCGGUGUCGACCUCAACGAAGCCCCGACGGAGAGUGCGACUGAAGUGACGAUACUCCUCUCGUUGAAACGACGCAUACAAGUCGUGCGAAUCGGUGAAGGCAUACAAGCCCUCAGAAACAUCGAUUACGCGGGUAGUUCCUUUACGCUUCGCCGCGACUCAAUAGCGUGUGUUGCCGAUGCGAGGUCGUAUGCGCUGUUGGAUGUUGAGAGGCGGCUGAAGAUUCCGCUCAUGAGCAUAUCAUCGUUGGAUGAGCCGCCACCCCCGGAACAGGUCGGGCAGGUACAGUCCCUAUCUUCUGACUCGGCUGGGGGUAUCAUCCGCAGCGCCUCUUCUGCCGAGAGUCGCCCAACUUCUACGACUCAGAGCCAUAGUCGUAGUGUGAGCUUGGGGGCACCCAUGUCCGGCCAACCUCACAUCCAAGAGCCGGGGCAGGCACAAAGUCAGGCUGCAGAGCCACAGCAAUCGUCGCCUCCUGCACCGUCAUCAAGUCCACAUCCACCGAACGAAUCUAGCGAUGCUCCUCCUCAUGUCGAUAAGCCGCUACCAGCCGCGCCCCCUGAGGCCUUGGCUACGGUUCAUCCAUUUGAGCGACCGGUAACGCCGCAGCCUGCCAUCUUUCUAACACCACAUAUCGCUUCCCCGACACCCGAUGAAUUCCUUGUUGUAAUUGGAACCAGUGCAUCAGAUCCUGGGAUCGGCAUGUUUGUUAGCCUGGAUGGUGACACUACCCGGUCGACUCUGGAGUUCGAGCAUUACCCAAGACAGAUCGCGGUUGACGGAAAGCAGGCGGAAAUGGCCUCAUCUCGUUCCGGUCAUGGUGAAGAAGAAGAAGGCUAUGUCCUGGCCUCUAUGACCAAACACGCCACCGAUGACACUGGUACUGUCCACGGUCUGGAGAUCCAGCGCUGGGACGCCGGCGAGGAGGCGAAUCCCGAGAGGCACUGGCUAGAACCCCGUGACUUCAAGAAUUCCAACCCAUACGGAAUACGCUCUUUGGUGGGACGCGACGAGAUUCACUUUGAAGAGAUCGUGGAGAAGCUGAGCCUUACACGAUUCUCACCGUUCGCGGGUCCCAUCGAGGCAUCCACCACAUCGCUCAAGAGCUCAGAUUCCCGGACAGCACUGUCUAUCGAACGGUUGUCCAAGGAGCGGGAGCUGUUCGAGCGCGAUGACUCUCAAGACGAAGAGUCACUCCCAGACGGUUGGGAGGCCGCACGGAAGUCUGAAGGCGAAGAGUUCACGCGUCGGCUAGCCAAGGUAGAGGUUGGCCUCGCAGUCUGGUGCGGCGAACAGAUAUGGUGGGCCGCCCGAAACCCUUCGAUCGUCCAGCUCGAUUCGGCUCUCGAUGCUUCGUGUCCGUAUGGCUGCACAGACCCGCGAGCCAUAGAUCGCCACGCUAUUUUUACCAUGCUCGGCUCAAUUCGCGGGCGAGACGCGCGAACAGAGCUUGAGUUCCUGACUCUAGGCUACCUACGUCAAAAGGCCGGUCUUCUCUUACUCAUCAGCUUGUUCACUUCGUCUGAGGCGGAUCGAUUGUCAGACGGCGAGAUGAGUGCCCUUGAGGAGGUCCUGGUGGACAGCAAACUUGACCCUAGAGUUGUGCUGUCCUUGAUACCUGGCGUUCGCAAUGAACUCGUCGACGGCCGACGCGGCACAUGGAUCUACGGUGGCGUUCGGACCGUGGCGGAAGCGUUCCUGCAAAAUGCGUCGUUUGAGGAAACUACUAAAGGGGGCAUCAGCAGCGUGUCGCUGAGAGUAAUGAACUUCUUGCGGCGUUUCCUUUCCGCAUGGAGGAAGAUGAAGGGCUUUGGUAGCGUCCCGGACGAACACGAAGUAUUUCGGACCGUGGAUGCCGCCCUUUUAACGGUGCUCCUCGAGUUGGACCAGCCAUCGCGGCGAGGCAAUACAAGCAGCUCGGCCGUGCGAUCCGAGCUCAACGACCUCGUUGACAAGGGUGUCGACUGUUUCGAUCGGGCCGUCGACCUCCUCGAGUCGUAUCACAGACUCUUCAUCCUAAGCCGGCUAUACCAAAGCCGAAAACGCUCGAGCGAUGUGCUGGCCACCUGGAGGAGGAUCGUGGAAGGGGAGAGAGACGACGGCCAUGAGCUGGUCGACGGUGAGAGGAGAGUCCGAGACUAUCUCCGAAAAAUCAGCAGUCAGAGUCUGGUUCAGGAGUACGGGAUAUGGCUUGCGCGGCGCAACCCGAAGCUGGGCGUCCAAGUCUUUGCAGAAGAUGGCGCGAGGGCUCCCAAAUUCGAGCCUGGUUUGGCGGUCGAGAUCCUCCGAAAGGAGGCUCCAGAUGCUGUCAAGUACUACCUGGAGCAUCUCGUCUUCGGCAAGGGGCACACAGCGUACGUGAAUGAGCUGAUUACGUAUUAUCUCGACGUGGUGUUGGGCGACCUUGAGUCCUCGGCAGCAAGCCGAGAAGCCGUUCUAUCGGCGUACAAUGCAUACCGCGCGCUGCAGGCGCCGAAACCGACAUACCAUCACUUUCUGAGGGAAAAUGCGCCCGAAAACGACGAGGUUUGGCAAAGUCGCCUACGCCUCCUUCAGCUCCUCGGCGGGGCCCACGAGUACGACUCGGGCGCUAUCAAGGCUCGCAUCACCAGCCUGCCAGGCGACCUUCUCGUGCCGGAGAUCAUCAUCCUCGCAGGUCGCGAGCGACAUCACGAGGAUGCAAUACGACUACUUGUACAUCGAUUGGGUGAUUACGACACUGCCGUCGCGUACUGUCUCCGUGGCGGCGCCAGCGUCUAUGUCCCGCCAGAGACCCGGCGACGUGGAGACAGCCUGCCGGAGUUGGAACAGCAGGAGCGUCUGUUCCAGGUUGCGCUGCGCGAGUUCCUCGCCAUUGACGAUAUGGGCGACCGUGUCGAACAGACAGGUGCCCUGCUGGAGCGAUUCGGCGGCUGGUUCGACGUUGUGGAGGUGCUGCAGCUCGUCCCGGACAGCUGGUCCGUGGAAGUGGUCGCGGGCUUCUUGGUUGGCGCGAUGAGGAGGCUGGUACGCGACAAGCAUGAAAGCAUGAUGACUCGCGCGCUCAGCGGGGCCGAGAAUGUUCGCGUCAACUACGACGUCGUGCUUGGUAUGGAGGGGAAGGGGCCGACGAUAGAGGCGGCCAAUUGAGGGCGCCGCGGGGGGACAAUGUUUAAGCACAGCGAUACGAGAAUGUAGUAUUGCUAUUUCUGCAUAGAACCACCGUUCAAGCACGCACUUACACGCUUUCUCAUGAUGUAAAUAAGAUCCAGUGACC